AUGUUAAGUCUUACAAGAUAUUGUACCUCAACAAUAACAAGAAAUAGUACAAUAAGACUUCUACCCAUUAAAAAUAAUUUAUACACAUGUACUUCAAAACCAAUACUCUCAAAUACAGCUCUUACAUUUGUGAAAAGAAAUUCACUUUAUUUGUAUAAGGAUUUAAUUAAGAAGGGUAGUGCUAUAGCUUUAGGUUUUGCGUCAAAAUCUGUUCAGAAAUCAGAUAAAGUUGUGGGCAAAUGGCUGUUAACUUGCAGUGGCAUGGUUUUUGUAGCUGUAAUUCUAGGAGGUGUAACAAGACUUACAGAGUCUGGUUUAUCAAUGGUUACUUGGAAAUUACUUGGUGAAAAAAUGCCUAGCACUGAAAGUCAGUGGCAAAUAGAAUUUGAACGUUAUAAGCAGUUCCCUGAAUAUAAAAUCACUAAUCAUGAUAUGACAUUGGAAGAUUUUAAACGCAUUUGGUGGAUGGAGUAUUUGCACAGAAUGUGGGGACGUUUGAUAGGUGCUGUGUUCAUUGUUCCAGCAACUUAUUUUUGGGCAAAGGGUAUGUUAAAACCAGGAAUGAAAAUGAGAGUAGCUAUUUUGGGCUCGUUAAUUGGAUUACAAGGACUUAUGGGUUGGUAUAUGGUUAAGUCUGGUUUAGAAGAUCGUUUUGUGGAACAAUCAGACGUACCCCGCGUCUCGCAAUAUCGUUUAGCUGCGCAUUUAGGGAUGGCAUUUAUUAUAUAUAAUAUAAAUGCUGGCAAUCUAAAAUCGAAACUAAAAAGAUUUAGAAUGUUAGUUCACUCGACGAAAGGUUUAGUCUUCUUAACCGCUUUGUCCGGAGCUUUCGUAGCAGGGAUGGAUGCAGGUCUUAUUUAUAACACAUUUCCGAAAAUGGCUAAUAAAUGGAUACCGGACGAUAUAUUUAUGGUAUCACCAGGAUGGAAAAAUUUUACCGAAAACCCAACUACUGUACAGUUUGAUCAUAGAAUUAUGGGUAUUACAACUUUGUCAUUAAUAACUUGUAUUGGAUUUAUUUCUCGUAAAUAUAAGCUUCCUGGUAAUGCAAAGAAAGCUAUAGUAGCUGUUCUUUGUGCAGGCUAUUUACAAGUACUUUUAGGAAUUUCAACGUUGGUGCAUCAUGUACCCUUAUCGCUAGCUGCAUCUCAUCAAUCUGGUAGUCUUCUUGUUUUGAGUACAAUGAUUUGGUUGUGUCACGAAUUGAAAUAUUUGAAAUAUGUUUUGAAAUAA
This is a messenger RNA of Habropoda laboriosa, 1233 nucleotides long. Its product is annotated as cytochrome c oxidase assembly protein COX15 homolog. Lineage: Eukaryota; Metazoa; Arthropoda; Insecta; Hymenoptera; Apidae. Gene Ontology annotation, molecular function: oxidoreductase activity, acting on NAD(P)H, heme protein as acceptor. Bases 1 to 1233 code for a protein of 410 amino acids. The record is from RefSeq and is a predicted model, not a curated record. Gene Ontology annotation, cellular component: mitochondrial inner membrane. Gene Ontology annotation, biological process: heme A biosynthetic process. The transcript is spliced from 6 exons.